AUGGCCAACGUUGCUGCACCACGCAAGCUAUGGCAGAAUGCUGAUCCGACGCAAACAAACAUGGACAAGUUCCGUCGCCAGGUUAACUCGAAGCGACGACCUGCGAUGAAGGACUAUGCAGAACUCCAUGCAUGGUCAAUAGACCCUCGUACAGCAUCCGACUUUUGGGCCGACCUCUUUGAAUUCGAAGGCCUCGCGAAACAUGCGCUGCAUAUCAAAGGCUCGGUGCUGCCGCAGGGAGCAGCCAUGUUUCCGCCGCCGCAUUUCUUUCCCCAAGUCCGCAUGAACUUCGCGCAGCAUUUGUUGAAUGUGGACUCCUUGAAUCCCAUUGUUAUAUACGCCGUGCCUGAAGGAGCAAAGGCCGUACGAGCUAUCACGCGGCAAGAGCUACGUGAACAGGUCACGGUGAUAGCGGACGCUCUGAGGCAGGCUGGUGUGAAAAAGGGAGAUCGCGUGGCAGCCGUCAUUUCCAACUGCUUCGAGACCAUUGUGGCUUGUCUGGCCACCUUGAGCAUUGGGGCACUGUGGUCAACUUCAUCACCAGACAUGGGUACAGAGGGCAUCAUGCAGCGGCUCGAGCAGAUCGAGCCCAAGAUUGUCUUCUUCGAAUCUUCUGUGCAUUACAACGGAAAGCUGCGCUCCUUGACCGAGAAAUACGAACAAUGCCUAGGCCGGCUUCGAAAGGUGGCUGAUUUCAAACGCGCGGUGCUGAUCAUUCGCGAUGAGCCCUAUUCCAAGGAACAACCCGACAGCACGACCUGGGAUCGCUUCUUGAGCACAGCAAAGGGCCGUCCACUGACUUUUGAACAACUGCCUUUUAGUCACCCUGGAUUUAUUGUAUAUUCUUCUGGAACGACCGGCGCCCCCAAAUGUAUAGUUCACAGUGCGUGUGGACUCCUGAUGCAAGUCAAGAAAGACUACCUUCAUCUGGAUGUGCGUCCAGGCGAUACAGUGUACCAAUAUACUACGACUGGAUGGAUCAUGUGGGCAAUGGUUCUGUGUGGUCUUUCCUACGGAGGCAGUGUAGUCGUAUAUGAUGGCUCUCCGCUGUAUCCGGACCCGUUGGUCACCCUUCGCCUGGUGGAGAAGCUGAAAAUAUCCUUGUUUGGCACAUCUGCCAGAUUCUUGACCGAUCUACAGGAGAGAAACAUUUGCCCUAAGCAAACCAAUGAUCUUAGCAGCUUGCGAACUGUAUCUUCGGCGGGCUCCGUCCUUACAGCAAGGGUAUGCGAAUGGUUCUACGAUGCCGGGUUUCCUGACACAGUGCAUCUUGUGUCUGGCAGUGGUGGCACAGACUUGGCAUGUUCUCUCGUCUCUGGAGAUCCCACCAGUCCUGUCUACUCGGGAGAGAUUCAAGCCCCCGCUCUGGGGAUGGCGAUUGACAUACUCGACAGCGCCAAAGAUCACCCCAUCUCUCUCAUGAAUACUGGAGUGCCUGGCGAGUUGGUUUGCCGUCAGCCAUUUCCGUCCGAGCCUGUCGAGUUCUGGGGCACAGAUGGGAAGACUAAGUAUCAGAAGGCAUAUUUCGAGCGAUUCGGAAACAAUAUCUGGACCCAAGGCGACUUUGUUUCGUCGUCGCCCAUAACAGGCGGUUUCACCAUGUUGGGCAGAAGGUCAGUCUUUCAGGACGGAGGGAAACCGUUUCCUUCGUCAACAUCCCCAGGCUCAAGUGGAUCGUUGGUACAUAUGCUGACCGAGGAAAUACAAUCCAGCGAUGGUGUGCUCAAUCCCUCCGGUGUACGAUUCGGCUCGGCGGAAAUCUACCAAGCGAUUGAGAAAUUCACAGAGUUCGAAGAAACCAUAUGUGUCGGUCAGCGUCGUCCCCAAGAUAACGACGAGGCUGUGAUUCUGUUCGUCAAGAUGAAAGACUCACAACAUUUGACAAAAGCCCUGAUCGUCUCCGUCCGCUCGGCCAUCUCGACUUCGCUGAGUCCUCGCCACGUGCCAAAAUUCAUUUUCGAGGUUCCGGAGAUCCCUUACACCAUCAAUGGCAAGAAGAUUGAACUUGCAGUCAAGCAAAUUGUCUCUGGCCAAGUCAUCACGCCAUCAGGGGCCGUGAUGAACCCCGAAAGCCUGAAAUUCUUUGAAAGAUUCGCCCACGACUCGUACUUGAAGCAGCAAGUGGAAGAGCCAAAAAGCCGGCUUUGA
Messenger RNA from Fonsecaea nubica, 2148 nucleotides. Its product is annotated as acetoacetate-CoA ligase. Gene Ontology annotation, molecular function: acetoacetate-CoA ligase activity. Bases 1 to 2148 code for a protein of 715 amino acids. Gene Ontology annotation, cellular component: cytosol. The record is from RefSeq and is a predicted model, not a curated record. The transcript is spliced from 8 exons. NCBI's taxonomy places the organism in Eukaryota, Fungi, Ascomycota, Eurotiomycetes, Chaetothyriales, Herpotrichiellaceae.